Molecule: messenger RNA, 636 nt
Organism: Symbiodinium sp. CCMP2456
Lineage: Eukaryota; Dinophyceae; Suessiales; Symbiodiniaceae
Source: the annotation of a GenBank genome assembly
AUGGCUGCUGCCGCUGAAAAUGGUAUGUCCAUGCAAGAGGUUGCCACUUGCGUUAUGUCGGAAUUUCAAGAUCCGAAGUUCCAAGACGAGGUGGAGACGUUCAUAAACUGCCACAUUGAAGAGUUUGCUGUAGUUCACUUUGAUGGGAGCUGUCCCAUGCAGUGGGUGAAUAUUCACCGGAAAUACAAGAAGCUCUACGAGGACCGGCUGUUGAAGGUCUUAGACGACUGCGAUGCAGACUGCACGCGUUUCAUGGAGUAUUUCAGCGCUUGCAGUGACGCGUAUGGGCACGACCCCAACUUCAAGGCGCUGAUGACGGCUUUAACAGCAAGUGAGGACUUCUCCAGCUUUCAGGAGCUGAUGUUCAACGCGGUGCGCGAGAACUGGGAACCCGAUGAAUGCCAAAAAGGUCCAGUCGCAGGCUAUCAGUUUCACCAAGUGGAGGUUGCCCUUCCCGAAAAUGCCGAGCCCGGAAGCAGUUUCCUUGUCAACUACCUUGGCCAUGCACACUCCCUCACGGUGCCGCCGGAGAGCGAAGGCGUGAUGACUGUGACGCUGCAGGUGCCCGAGGCUUUGCCAGCCUCCGCAGGCCCACCGCCGGCACCGCCACCCCCACCACCGCCACCGUCGACCUGA